This is a messenger RNA of Neohortaea acidophila, 1050 nucleotides long. Its product is annotated as NADP-dependent oxidoreductase domain-containing protein. Gene Ontology annotation, cellular component: cytosol. Lineage: Eukaryota; Fungi; Ascomycota; Dothideomycetes; Mycosphaerellales; Teratosphaeriaceae. The record is from RefSeq and is a predicted model, not a curated record. The transcript has 3 exons. Gene Ontology annotation, molecular function: aldose reductase (NADPH) activity. The coding region runs from base 1 to 1050 and encodes 349 amino acids.
AUGGCGCUACCUCCUACGUUCAAGAUGCAGGUGGCGGGUGGCAAGACGGCAGACAUCCCCACGCCAGGCUUCGGCACCUGGGCAUUCGAAGGCACACCCAUCGAUCCCGCGAAGCCCGAAUGGAUCAAGAACGCAUUGAAAACGGCUCUCGAUGCCGGCUAUCGUCAUCUCGAGUGUGCGUGGUUUUACGGCGUCGACAAGGAAAUCGGCGAGGCGAUCCGGGAGUACGGCAUACCGCGGUCAGAGCUCUUCAUUUCGUCCAAAAUCUGGUGCAACUUCUUCCAUCCGGAUAUGGUGGAGGUGUGCUGCGACAAGAUUUUGCAAGACAUGGGCGUGGACUAUCUCGACUGUUUGCUGCUCCAUUGGCCCUGCGCCAUGGCUCCCAUCUCACAUGAUGCUCUGAGGAACGCUGACGCGGGCAACCAGGCGUCUCUGGAGAAGAAGGGGAUGUUGAUCAAGGACGGCAACCUCGUCAUCGAUUGGCAGCACACUUCCGAGCCGAUCGCUCGCGCGGGAGGCCAUCCGGAAGGCAGCAUCGUGCCGACGUGGAACGCAUUGAAGGACAUUGCGAGAAAGGGCAAGGCGAGGGCCAUCGGCGUAUCCAACUUCGACAUCGCCGAUUUGAAAGUGCUGCUGCCGCACGCGCAAGACGUGCCCAUUUCCGUGAACCAGGUAGAGGUGCACCCGUGGCAUCCGCAACGGGACUUGCUCGAUUACUGCAAUCAGAAUAGCAUCAUCGUUUCGUGCUUUUCGCCUUUUGCGGGGCAGAAGGCGGAUGGCAAGACGUUGAUUCACGAUCCCACGGUGCAAAAGCUGGCGAAGAAGAACGAUAUGGGUGUGGGACAGCUGCUGCAGAGCUGGGCAGUUCAACGAGGCACCGUGCCAUUGGGCAAGAGCGGCAAUGAAGAACGAAUCAAGGCCAACUUUGCGGUUCGAAGGUUAUCAGACGAAGACAUGAAGGCAUUGGACGAUCUCGAGGUUCCCAAUGGAAAGGGACGAUCGAUUGAUUUUACAGAAGCAUGGGGUAUCAAGUUAUGGCAGAAGUCGUGA